AUGUUCUUUGGCAAGAAGAAUCGAGUUCUAGGCUUUAGCCGUAGUCCAUGGCCAGGCAAUUGCAAAUUCUGCCCCAAUUUAAGCUGCAACGUAUGCUGGCCCCUUGACUAUACUGUUCAUGGUACAGUACAACAGGUCUGAAAUAAUCUUCUAGGGCAUUCCGAAUUGUCCCCAUCGCCACCCAACUCGUAGGACCCAUCAUCACGUUGGUAUGUCCACACUAAGUGGUUAAUGUGCUAGAAUCAUACAGUACCAGAACUCAAGACUGAAGAAAGAUAGAUGGCAAAACUCGCUACGAAGUCUUCUGCGAUGGCUCUUACUAUCACUUCCGCGGUAAUGGCGUGAUCACAUAUGACAAGCUUGAGGAUCCCGACGAUAUCGACGCUAUAUUCACUGCUCUGACUUCUCGCGAGCAUUUCUGUGGACAUCUUGGCAGUGAGAAGCUUCAAGAGAGGGUCUGUAAGCAGGUUUGCAAAGAACUUCGUUAUCCACCGCGUGUGGUUUAUUGGAACAACGGUUUGUUUGAUAUGAGGAUUUUUGCAUGUUUGAAUAGCAGACUGAUGGAAAUAGAUGGCUCUCACUACGACGUUGAAUCUAACGGCUUCUACAUCUUCACCCGUGUUAAUGGCUCUAAAGAAGCUGGCAAGCUUGACGACCGCUUCGACGCUGAUGAUCUAUUCUUUAACUUUACUUUAUGCCCCAGCUAUCCUGGACAACGUGCGAUUCAGAAGAGGGUCAGCAAAACCUAA
Molecule: messenger RNA, 749 nt
Organism: Hymenoscyphus albidus
Lineage: Eukaryota; Fungi; Ascomycota; Leotiomycetes; Helotiales; Helotiaceae
Source: the annotation of a GenBank genome assembly